GCAGCUAUUUGACCGUCUCGCUUUGCCCUUUGACUACUUAUUCUGUUUUUUACUGGCUUUGUUUUUGGACAUACAUUUAUCUCAACCUAAAGCCCUUCGUUGUUGGCAAACCAGGAUUUUACUACUGUUUUAUUUCUGGCUGGAUCAACUCAUGCAUUCAUCGAAAGUCUGUUCUGCAUACUUUAGUCACGGAAGCGGACACACUGCUUAGCCAUUAUGUCCAUUGGGCUUGGUACUCCAACGGUGGCCUAUCUGCCUCCUGCAAAUACGUCUUUCGACACCACUCAUGAUACUGGUACUUCAGACGCGAUACCCCCUAUGCCUGGACUCGCUAGGCAGGACACAAACUCUUCUACCGGAAGUGCACUCAGGCCACCCAAUGGAAAUUGGGCAUUCGAAAUCAGUGGUGUCUGCCCAAGUUGCCAUCAUUACCACAAAUCGCUUCGGGUACAUGUCAGAAUUUCGAAUGAUUCUACCCAGGUUCGCGAUGUCUACUGCAAAAAGUGCAAACGCUUAUUGUUGUCUUCUGGAAACGCCAACGCCACGCGACUAUCCCUUCUGUCUACCAUGAGUCUAGAACCAGAUCCCAUUGAAACUGAGUUCCGAACGACUUUGAUUCAUAUGAUACGGGCUUCUACUCCAAUCGCGGUGCUCUCUCCUGUCCUCACAGUCAUUCCAGAAGUGAAAUCGGCCGGUCCAUCAAGGGAGACUUCAAUCCGUUCCAGGUCAGGCAGAAGUUCCCGAAUGCCUACAACAACCUUUGACGACAAUCCAUUGCAGAAAACAGUCCAUAGUAUCGGUGGAUACAAGCACAAUAAGAAUCCUUUAGCCGAGGGCCGGCACAUACUUUCCGACAUCAAGAAAAAAGUCAGAGCAAGAUUCUUCAAGUCGCGAAACAUCCCCUUUAACCUGGAUAAAUGGUUUUCGAGGAAAGAGAGCUCAAAGUACGAAGGCCAUCAUCAGGAUCUGGCAUGCGCACCGAUCAGCGCUUCUCCUCCAAUUGAAAUAGCGCCAUCCUCUCGUGAGGAACACGCGGAAUCACCCGAGGAUAUCGACACCAACUUUGAUUUGGCUGCACUUGAUAUAUUCACCUCGUCAACCACUGCUGCGGAUGCGCUGGCUUCAUUGAAAACCUUGGACCCUCAGGCUUUGCGGGCUUUGCCUCCCCAAAAGCGAAUUUCAUGGGGUCGUAAGCAACUCACUGAAUUCAAAACUCGUUUUUCUGGUGUCACGGCUCAUGUAGGACCUCCUGGCAUGAACGAUACUGAUGGUAUCACUGAGCCCGGAGAAUAUCUACAUUGGCUAGAUGGCCACUCCCCUCGGCGCCAUUCCAUCCUGGCAUUCAUGGGGGGCGGAUUUCCCUCCUAUGAGGAUAACGACUUUCGCAGGGCAAGUGAUCAUACGCUCAACGGUCGCCCGCUAAGCAUGAGUGAAACACACCUUUCGGAAGCCGAUACCCUUGUUGACGAUCAUCGCAGAUCACUGCCAGCCCGCCCUCUUUCCAUUGACAACGUUGUUCAUGACUGGUCACAAAUUCAGCGAAACAGAGCUGAGGCUCGGAGAUCCAUUGACUCGACCGCAACCGGAGGUGCUGUUCGAAGCAUUGCUGCCAGAAGCCAUGCUUACAAUCGCUUAUCCCGCAAUUCAUUGAACCAUGCAUCCUCUUUCUACGGUACGGAGCCAACUACUUCACGAGAUCAACUCCAAAUCGGUGAAGAAGCCGAGCGUGCUGGCGCUCGCGCUAGCACAUCACAGCGCCCACGAUCACUUUCCCCGUCGCCACCGAAAGUCGAAACUGAUACAAUGUCGCAACAUGAAUGAACUCGAAUGACAUGUCCCAAAUCUUUUCGUUUUUUAUUUCGGAACCUUUGGGACGAGCUUUACGUUGUCUUGGUUAUUUGUUGGAUUUUGCGAUUCCUGUUUGCUCUCAUUAACUAGACCCAUUAUAUACCAAACUGAGUUUCUUUCCUACUAUCUACGCUGCUGGACAGUCCCGUAUCAAGUAUUGGAAUAAGGUCAUUUCUAUGGUUACAUGAAUUACAUAUUUCCAUUAGGAAGCUUGUGGUUUACUAGUUUCCGUUGAUAAUGAUUUAGCUCUGUUUCUCUUUCGUAUAGUUUGCGGUGUAAGUAGGAACUUUUAACCUCUACACCAGUCAGGGGGUUCGCAUAACAAUGCAAUGGAUGAUAAUUAUCGAUCCC
Molecule: messenger RNA, 2199 nt
Organism: Bipolaris maydis ATCC 48331
Lineage: Eukaryota; Fungi; Ascomycota; Dothideomycetes; Pleosporales; Pleosporaceae
Source: RefSeq, a predicted model, not a curated record